Messenger RNA from Clupea harengus (Atlantic herring), 2184 nucleotides. It is a transcript of the gene mcur1, whose product is annotated as mitochondrial calcium uniporter regulator 1. Gene Ontology annotation, cellular component: mitochondrion; mitochondrial inner membrane. Gene Ontology annotation, biological process: calcium import into the mitochondrion; positive regulation of mitochondrial calcium ion concentration. NCBI's taxonomy places the organism in Eukaryota, Metazoa, Chordata, Actinopteri, Clupeiformes, Clupeidae. The record is from RefSeq and is a predicted model, not a curated record.
ACCCGACAUGUCAUGUUAACCUACGCAAGUACAAAAUCGUACGUCAAACGUAGUUACGUCACGAAUUACGUUUACUGUAACGGGAAGUUGUUUGGCAGAACGUGCACGGAAGUUAUAUGAUGUGUACAUUUGACACAACUCUGAGAAAUGUUUCCCAGGUGUCCUCAGGGCGGCAUUGUGAUUGGUUCUUGUCGGAGUUUGAGCAAAUCUGCGGUUCAGCUUUUUGACUUGGGAAAAGGCUGCACUCAGAGAAGGACGGGACGUCCUUUCGUUGACUUUUCUGCCCUCAGGCAUGACAGGCUUGUCACCCCUAUGGUUCAACAACCUUUGGAAGUCCUUAGACGUCUAUAUCUCCAAUGGUUUCAGAAGUUUUCAUUAACAGCAGACUUAAAGCCGCCCUGGAGUAUAUCAUCUCGAGUGUGCACGAUGUUAUGCCUCAGAGGGAAGCGAAAGAUGCACGUGGGUUAUUUAUUUGCUAACACACUCAGUGCAUCUCAAAACGAGUCCUUUCUACGCGAGGGGAAGGACUCCGUGCUGCUCAAACGCACCAGGUUAUUGGUCAGAGAGCUCAGCACAUCCAUUAAAUCUCUGCAGUAUGACUUGAGGAAAACAGACAUGGUGAAGUCUGUGAACAGAAAGCUCUUAUUUGACACUCAUGCCAUAGUGCGUCUCCUGGAAGAGAGUGGAUUCAGCACACAGCAGUCUGAAGCUAUUGUCUCAGUUAUGGUGACGACAACCAACGCCAACAUGGACACCAUGUAUGCAGACAUGGUCACCAAAACUCAGCAGGAGAUCAUGCUGCAGCGAGUGAUGUCUAGCAUUGCAUCCGUGAAGAAGGACAUGAUCAUCCUGGAGAAGAGUGAGUUCUCUGCCCUGCUGGCAGAGAAUGAGAAAGUUAAAAUAGAGCUGCUGCAGCUGAAGAUGCAACUAGCUGAUGUCAUGAACAAAGUCCGUGCCGACACAAUGCUGGAUAUGAACGCAGAGAAGAGCAGAGUAAAACAAAUGAAAGCGGAGCAUGAAAAGAAGCUUUUGGAAGCACGGAAUGAAAUGUUGGAGAUGAAUGGCGAGAAUGGACGCCAUGUCACACAGGUUAACAUGAAGAUUGACACAGAAGUGGCUGGCCUGAAGACCAUGCUGGAAUCACACAAACUGGAUACCAUAAAAUACCUCGCAGGCUCCGUCUUCACCUGUCUCACUGUGGUUCUUGGAUUCUAUCGGAUAUGGAUGUAGAUCAGAACACUAAGUACAACGCUGAACUCGGGACGAUAGUCUCUGCACUAUGAGACUGGACAAAAAUCGCUGAUCUUUCCACAAGCUGUAUAUAUUUGUAUUUUUUUUAAAGGAUGCUUCCUGAGGAUGGCAACCUGGGAUCACCCUGAAAUAGAAAUAAUUUGUCCACUCUCAACUUUAGGAACACACCUGAUGUUUUAGGGUUUGUUUACGAAUCAGUUGUAACCAAAGUGAAAGGAGCUUGGUAUUACCACUUUUUACUGACGUCCGUUUGAAUGAAUCUAUCUUCAGUGUAAGUGACGAAGGAACCUUUUGGCCACUUGAUUACUCGCAUAUCAUUAUUUUAUAAGCGCUUUUUAAAUGAAAUAUUGAAUGAAAGAUCGUCUUUUCAUGGCACUGACAGGACAUGCAAAUGACCUGCAGCAAGAGGCACUGUAGGUCCAAACAUACAACUAUGCAUCAGGGCCCUGUCUUUGAUACUUUUGGUUUUAUGGGUUUUGUGACUGACUUUGAGACUAACUCAGGUAUAAACAAAAGAUUGACUAUUGAAUAUUGCACAUUAACAGGUUUUCUUGUAUUUAUAGACAUUCUGCAUUACACUAUAUGCAUGCCAGCAUCCUACUGGUACGUCAGUUAUACAUGUUAAAGAGCUCAGAAUAUUAAUAUCUUGAAACAGUUUCAUGAACAUGCUUUUUCUGAUUGUAACCAUUGUGACCAUGUGAUGGUGGAUACAGCAAAUGAACAAUGAGUUAUUCAUGGAUAAUAAAAACUGUUACAUUUGGAUACAAAAUGUUCAGAUCCUGUCAUGAAAUGUCACUUAUUUAACUUGAUAUCAACUGCACAUAAUUAAAUUACCACAAUGUAUUCCUGCUAUCUUUAACAGAAUGAUUAUCCAACACUUUUACUUCAUAAAAUGUUGUUCACAAAAACAAAUACAAUCCGCUUACACCUCUU